Messenger RNA from Mauremys mutica (yellowpond turtle), 1573 nucleotides. Its product is annotated as butyrophilin subfamily 1 member A1-like. The record is from RefSeq and is a predicted model, not a curated record. Bases 8 to 1573 code for a protein of 521 amino acids. The transcript has 9 exons. Gene Ontology annotation, molecular function: protein binding. NCBI's taxonomy places the organism in Eukaryota, Metazoa, Chordata, Testudines, Geoemydidae.
GCGGUAUAUGUUUGCUUCAGAAGUUUUAAAGAAAAUCAGAUCAAUGAAGUGGUGGCAGUCACUGGCUAAGCACCUGGAAGCAGAAUUUGUUGAAGGGCUCACCCAGCUUUUGACAGCAAUAGCCUGUUCUGCAGAUCAAGUUACAGUGAAGAUGAAGGUUCUUUCAUUCUGUCCUAGCUCCGCUAUGAGCACUUCUCUACAAAAUUUGAUCAUUUUCUUCAUUACUUAUCACAUUCACAAGUUGGAAUCAGCCCAAUUCAGAGUGAUGGGUCCUGAUCACCCUGUCACUGCCAUUGUGGGUGAGGCCAUUGUAUUACCCUGUUACCUGUUCCCCAGGAUGAGCGCUGUGAACAUGGAGGUGAGAUGGUUCCGAUCUGAGUUCCUUUCAUCUGUGCACCUGUAUCAUGAAGGAAAGGAUCAGUAUGGAAAGCAGAUGCCAGACUAUCGUGGAAGGACAGAGCUUUUGAAAGCUGGCAUCACGGAUGGGAAUGUUUCCUUGCAGAUUCUUAAUAUCAGACGCUCAGAUGAAGGACAAUACUAUUGUUUUGUUCAAGAUGGUCCUUUUUAUGAAGAAGUCCUAUUGGAACUGAAGGUAGCAGCUUUGGGCUCCAAUCCUCUUGUCUCUGUGGAGAGUCACCAGGAUGGAGGGAUCCGUGUGGUUUGUCAGUCGGCUGGGUGGUACCCAGAGCCCAAGGUGCUAUGGAGAGAUCGCAGUAGGCAAGAAUUACCAUCACUCUCUGAAGCAAAAUCGCUAGGGGAUAGUGGCCUGUUUGAAACAGAAAAUUCGAUUAUUAUAAAAGAACAUUCAAACCAGAACCUGUCCUGUUGGAUCAGGAACACCGUUCUCAAUCAAGAAAAGGAAUCAACAGUUUAUAUAGCAGAUUUCUUUUUCCCGAGGGUGAAUCCGUGGAUGGUGGCUCUGAGUGUGAUUCUUCUGAUUUUGUUUGUUUGUUUCAUUGGCCUCACUGUUUAUCUAUUUAACAUGAAAGGGAAACAUCUUGGAGAAAUCAAUGAUCUUCAACAGGAACUUGACUGGAGAAGAAACAUCAUCUGCCCAGUGAAUGUGACUCUGGAUCCAGACACGGCUCAUCCCCACCUCGUCCUGUCUGAGGAUCAGAAAAGUGUGAGAUGGGCAGACCGACGGCAGCAACUUCCCAACAACCCUGAGAGAUUUGACUCUGAUCCCUGUGUGCUGGGCUGUGAGGGAUUCACCUCGGGUAGACAUUGCUGGGAGGUGGAGGUGGGGGAGGGGAGAUGCUGGGCUGUGGGGGUGGCCAGAGAGUCUGUGGGGAGGAAGGGACGGAUCAGCCAUAGCCCUGAGGGGGGGAUCUGGGUUGUGGAGCAGUGGGAGGAAAAGUUCCAGGCUCCCACCUCCCCUGCGACCCCCCUGCCCCUGAGCCAGGUCCCAAGCAGGGUCCGGGUUUGUCUGGAUUGUGACCGGGGGCAGGUGACAUUUAUCGAUGCUGGUGACGAGGCCCCGAUCUUCACUUUCCUGAUGGGCUCCAUCUCUGGGGAGAGAAUCCAACCCUGGCUCCGGGUGGGGCCAGGAUCUCUGCUCCGACUGUGUCCCUGA